Molecule: messenger RNA, 1762 nt
Organism: Zophobas morio
Lineage: Eukaryota; Metazoa; Arthropoda; Insecta; Coleoptera; Tenebrionidae
Product: leucine-rich repeat-containing protein 15-like
Exons: 3
Coding region: 1-1065 (354 amino acids)
Molecular function (GO): protein binding
Source: RefSeq, a predicted model, not a curated record
AUGAACACCAAACUUGUUUCUUUCGUCUUGACAAUCCUGUUGUCAGAUUUCGCCAACAGCGCGACUUUCGAAAACGUAACAGUGCUAUUGACAACCCAACUGGGCAAACUCUUCCUCUAUGGAAAACCACCCAUCGCGGCCAUUUUUAUCCCGUCAUCCGAAACCCUCACCGAUUACAUCAACCAUCAACCCCUCGAAGUCGUGACAAUCCGCAACCAAAAAAUCCCGAAACUCGUCGAAAACUCGCUUUCGAACUUAUCUAACAUCGUCCAUUUAUCGAUAAUUUCCAGUGGAGUCACAGAGCUCGAACCCGGAACUUUCAAAAACGUACCAAAGCUAGACGGACUAAACCUGGAAGGUAACUUAAUCAAAGAAAUCAAAAAUGGGGUUUUUACAGGUCUCCAAGUCAAAUUUAUCUACUUGAACAACAACAAAAUCUCCAUAAUUGAAAAUAACGCGUUUAAUAAUAUGACUUUAACGCUAAUCUCGCUCAACAAUAAUCGCAUUUCGGCUUGGAACACCAACUGGUUUCUUGGUAGUCCGGUAGGGUCGAUCUACAUAGCGAAGAACCGUCUCGAAGAGGUACCACCUCACGCGUUCGACUUCGGGUUGAAGUUCAAACGUUUGAACGUUCCGUUGACCGUCUGGAACGUGGUUUUGGCUCAAAAUCGGAUCAAGAAAGUCCACAAAGACGCGUUUAAGCACGUCAACGGUUUCGGUUAUCUCAGUCUGGCUGAUAACAAUUUGGAAGAGUUACCACGAGAAGUGUUCCAUUCGGUGAAAAACAUCAACACUUUAGAUUUGACUAACAACAACCUGUAUCACGUGAAUGGGGUUUUCGACGACAUUAACAUCAACCAGUUGAUUCUGUUGAACAACAGUCUGAGUUGUUUCCCGAUGGAAGUGUUUGAUAUCUCUACCAUAAGCUACGUGUUCGUGGACGGUAACCCCUUCACUUGUGUCUGUGUGGAACGAUGGAAGAAUUUCCAAAUUCAGAAUAACGUCUGGGUUGUCUACAACAUGAAGAAUCUCGAAAAUAAUUGUAACGAAAAAUUCCUUGUUUGAUGGUUAACUAAUGUCUGUAAUAUUAUUUUAUAAUAAAAAAUAUGUGUGUGUGUGUGUGUUGUGGUUAAUUAUCCUGUUCACUGUGUUGAUAAAGCGAAUGAGUAGCGGCUUCCUCGUUAGUCGCGAGUUAAAUAAAAACAAUAAUUCAAAAGAACCUUAUGUUGAAAACUGGGUUAAUUAAAAGUUCACUCAACUCUGUUUAUGAUGUAACAGCGGUGAUUCUAAAACCUGACGAUAUGAAUCGAUUUGUUGGCGUUUAUCACAGGUAAGAUAAACUAAAAAAUCGCGAUUAGGUUUAUACAACAUGCAAAAGUUGCAGCUGUUGUUCAUUGUCUCCCUGUUUGCAGUUCAACAGGCGCUGGAGUGCUAUGACUGUGAUCCGUCGGAAGUUCAACAAUGUUUGGAUCCUUAUGGAAGUAAUGUAAAAACAACUUUGUGUGAUGUAGCCGAAGAUACAACAAGCGAGUGUUUCACAAUGUAUUACUUACCAGGUGAUACCAGUACGGAGUUAGAAGGGUAUUACAGAGGAUGUAUUUCUUCCCCAAAUUCGGAUGACCAACUUACUUGUGAUUAUAUAGCUCAACUUCUUGAAGGAAAUGUUGUAACGUGUGGCGUUUGCUCCGAAGAUCUAUGUAAUGAUGCCAAUUUUACACGAUCAAUUUUGCAAAUCUAAAUAUAUUUUUGUUUAAAAAUAUAA